AUGACCAACGGCGGCGGUACUAUCGCCGACAUGAUCCGUCAGGAGAAGCGCGGCGCUGCCAUGGCUUCAUUUGCCAUUGGGCCUCUCCUCGGGCCGAUCCUCGGCCCUGUCGCCGGCGGAUAUAUGUCCCAGGACAUCGGCUGGCGCUGGGCCUUUUGGCUCGUGGCGAUUCUCAGUGGCGUCAUCAGCAUUGUCAUGGUGUUGUUUCUCCGAGAAACAUAUGCCAUCAUACUCCUCCAGCGCAAGGUCGAUAAAAUGCGUAAGGAAACGGGCAACCAGACAUUGCGGUCCAAGCUCGAUAGUGGACUGUCGCCCACCGACUACUUCAAACGAGGCAUCUACCGGCCUCUGAAGCUGCUGACCAUCUCGCCCAUCUCCAUCUACUAUGGCUUCACUGCCGGAACCUCAGGCCUCUCUUUCCUCGGCAUGGGCGUUGGCUCCAUGUUCGGUCUUGUCUUCUUCUCCGUCUACUCCGACCGCUAUCUCAAAUCCAGGGCGGCCCGCGCCGAUGCCGCCGCCGAUGCCGCCAACCGUCCCCGUGAGGGCAUGAAGCCGGAGUAUCGACUCGUCACCCUCCCCUGGGGCGCCAUUUUCCUGACCAUCGGCCUCUUUUGGUACGGCUGGUCCGCCGACGAGGGCCGCACGCACUGGAUCGUGCCCAUCCUCGGCACCGCCGUCGCCGGCUUCGGCAACCUCCUCAUCUUCAUGUCGCUGCAGCUCUACCUCGUCGACGCCUUCUCCGUGUACGCCGCCAGCGCGCUCGCGGCCAACACGGUGGCUAGGUCGCUGGCCGGUGCGUUUCUGCCGCUGGCAGGACUGCCGAUGUACGAGGCGCUCGGGAUCGGGUGGGGGAACACCGUCUUGGGCAUCAUCUCGGCGGUCAUGAUCCCGGUGGCAUAUGCCAUUAUCAGGUAUGGGCAGCACUUGAGGCAGCGAUUCGAGGUGAAGAAUCUGUGA
Molecule: messenger RNA, 957 nt
Organism: Verticillium alfalfae VaMs.102
Lineage: Eukaryota; Fungi; Ascomycota; Sordariomycetes; Glomerellales; Plectosphaerellaceae
Product: caffeine resistance protein
Exons: 2
Coding region: 1-957 (318 amino acids)
Biological process (GO): transmembrane transport
Molecular function (GO): transmembrane transporter activity
Source: RefSeq, a predicted model, not a curated record